AUGUCAUGGUUUGCAGACCUCGCCGAUAAGGCGGAGACGCUUCUUAACAACUUAGAUGAACAGACCGGUGUGGCUCUGCGAAACCAUAGCGUAACAAAAUCGAAGAAACAUGACUUUGUACCGCAUCCUGAUAGACCAUGGGCGCAAAAGAAACGUGUGCUACCACAAGCACCAAAAAAAAUGUCUUCAGAUUCAAGAUCUAAUCCUGUGCCUCCUAAAAAAUUCAGUCAGCUAAAUUCACAUGCCAAAGAAAGUGAAAACAAUGUACAAGAUCAGAUAAAGAAAAAAUCUCCAGCCAUAAAAACGAGUCCCAAAUAUACAACAAAUAAUUUUGCUAAGAUGUCCCUUGAUAAUGUGAAGUUAGGUGAUACAGGCGUGGAACAUAAUGGAUUGAGAAGAAGGAGAAACAGUCUUCCAGGUGACUUGGAGGCUUUAAACUGUGGUAAUUUAUACAAAAUGCAAAACCUUGAGGUGGAAAAUGCAAUGCUAAAAAAUGAAAUAAAUGUCAUGAAUAGAGAAAUUACUGAAUUGUCAGAUCGUUUGAGAAAAACUGAGGAUGAUUUUGGCCAAUUAAAGAAAAAUCAAAAUAACAUAGAGCUUCAAAAUCAUAAAUUAAAUUUAGAUAAUGAGUCACUUAAAUCACAAUUGGAUAAUUUGAAGCUCAAAAUACAAGACCUUAAUUCUAUGGAUGUAAAGAACAGAGAACACAGUGAAGAACUGGAGGCAGAAAGAACUCUCCUCAGAAGCAAUAAUAGGCAGCUUGAGGAAAAAUUAAAAUUGGUUAAUGAAGAAUUAAGUAAUAAAGAGUCAACAAUAUUAAAAUUGGAAAAUGAAUUACGGCAUACACAAGCUGUGAUCAGUGAACAGCAGGGUAGCAUAGAGAAAUCCACAUUAGAGUGUCAGCGCUUAGAGAGAGAUUGGGAAUCUUAUAAAUUGAGGGUAAAGGGCAUGCUAUAUGCCAAAGAUAAAGAAAUUAAAAAAUUAAGGGAAGGCACUAAUUUGACUGAGGAUACAAAGAUUCUUAUUGAGCAGAUCGAAGUUCUAAAGGAGGAACGUGAGGAACUGUCAGUAGCCAUAUCUAGAGUAAAGGAAGAAAGUGAAAAUAUCAAAGAGUCAAUGUCGGAAAUGGAAGCACGACACACUGCAGCUCAGCGAAUUGUGCUUGCAUUGAGAGAUGCGCUGAAGGAAGAGCGGUCUGCUAGGAGCAGAGCUGAGAUGCAGUGUGUUACGUUGGGGAAAGAACUAAGAGAAAUGCAUACUGAAAUGAGUCACACUAUCGCCAACUUGCGGUCAGCAUUACAAGAAAAAGAGGAAGAGUUGAGCAAUAUUCGUGAAACCAGUUCACCGCCCACUUCAGACACCAGUGCACUUAAUGUGGCGGACUAUGAUGUAGCACAGGUAGCGAUGGAUAAGGAGAAAAUACAAUAUCUAACACAAACGUUGGUCCAAAAACAAGAAAAAAUCGAAUCACUCUUGGCCGAUAACAAUACACUCAAGAUACAAUUAGAAAAGUUGUCGUCAAAGCAUAAGGCCGAAUUAGCUGCUCUCCGAGCAAAUCACUCUCACAGCAUAGUUCAAGUGCAAGAUGGCGACGUUCGCCCACGUUCGCGAACGAACCAUUAUUCGCCUGCCACCACGCUCGCCAAGCUGGCUCUACGCAUCGGUGUACUGAGUAAGCGGUACCCAAUAUUUCGGGUGUUUAUCAUUUUUUAUAUGAUCGGUCUCCAUUUAUGGGUCUUCACCGUCCUGUUUACGAGUACUCCCGAAGAUUACUCUAGACCAAGCAAAUCCUAA
Molecule: messenger RNA, 1794 nt
Organism: Parnassius mnemosyne (clouded apollo)
Lineage: Eukaryota; Metazoa; Arthropoda; Insecta; Lepidoptera; Papilionidae
Source: the annotation of a GenBank genome assembly